AAGGACCAUUUUCUAAAGGACUCUGGUGUGGCAUAGAGGACCAUGCACUGGGGACCAUCCUGUGAGACGGUUUAGUAAGAAUAAAGGCCUUUCUUGUAUCGCACACAGCAUGACGGGGAAACAGGGUGCUGUGCUGUCGGAAAGUUUAAAUCUGUCGGAGAAAACCUCUCUGGGAGCGAAUGGAGGAACAAACAGCCACCAGCCGAAGAGCAGCGCGCCUCAUCCGCCACCCAGGUGCACCGGCUUCGGCAUCCAGGAGAUUCUGGGGCUGAACAAGGAGCCGUCCGCGGCACUAAGAAGUCCGCUGGGCUGUCUACCGGCCGGAGCGCACCUGAUCGCCGCCAGGUCCCUGCUGGGCCCCGGAGGAAUGGGGAUGGGUGUGGGGAUGGGAUUAAUCGGUCCUGGUGGAAUUCCGUCGUUUUACAGCCAGCCAGCUUUUCUGGAGACGGUGCUGCAGGACGCACAUGAUGUUCACCUGCAGCCCCACAGCAGGUCCGUGGGCCCGCUGGAGACCAGCCAGUCCGCCAGCUCAGACUCGGAGGAUUUAUCUUCAAAUGAACGGAAACUCUCAAAGUCUUCAAUGAGUCAGAGCAAGAAACGCAAGAAAAGACGUCAUCGAACCAUAUUCACCUCGUACCAGCUGGACGAGCUGGAGAAGGCCUUUAACGAGGCGCAUUACCCGGAUGUUUACGCCCGAGAGAUGUUGGCCAUGAAGACAGAGCUGCCUGAAGACAGGAUACAGGUGUGGUUUCAGAACCGCAGAGCCAAGUGGAGGAAGAGGGAGAAGUGCUGGGGCCGCAGCACUGUGAUGGCAGAGUACGGGCUGUAUGGAGCCAUGGUGAGGCACUCCAUCCCCCUGCCGGAGUCCAUCCUCAAGUCUGCCAAGGACGGCAUCAUGGAAUCCUGCGCCCCAUGGCUGCUUGGGAUGCACAAAAAGUCCUCGGAGGCAGCAGUUCCCCCGCCCACGGGAAAGUGCGACGAGCAGCAGCAGCAGCAGCAGCAGCAGCAGCAGCAGCCGAGCUCUCAGAGGGCAGAGGAAGCUGAGGCCGAGGAGAAGAGGUCCGAGGUCACGUCCACCAUUUCUAAAGAGGAGCUGAGAGAGAACAGCAUCGCUGCACUCAGAGCCAAAGCACAGGAGCACAGUGCCAAAGUGCUGGGGACCGUUUGUCAGGAGAGACUACAGGAGGGGAAACAAGAGAGACAGGCGGCUGAGGAGAAAACUUGCGACCCUGUGAGUCCAGCAGAUAAGGAGAGGAGUCCAUAAAGACUUUUCUGAGGACUGGUGCUCUUAUGUGUACAGACUAAACCAGCAUUCCUGGUUUCAUUCCUCCUUGACUCCUCUAAAGCGGCCUGAAACUGGACUUCUUUUGGAAGAACACUGAUCUGGCCUAAACUGGCUCUGCACAUAAGAUGCAAAUGCACUUUUUCUGAUUUAUUCCAAACGUAGUUGUUUUUCGCUUACAAAACAGCAAAGAAAAUUUGACUGACUGGAAAUAAAACUGUCAACAUUAGUGUAUAUAGAUCCCAUAAUUAUAUGUAGAGCAAGACGAGCAACAGUUUAUUAAAAAACAACAGUUAGAGCACACUUUAGGGACUACAAAUGAACAGUCUCAAGGUCUAUAUUUCAAUCCUGAACAUUUGUUUAUAAAGUCGAUUGUACAGCUCCUAAAUUGUGACGUGAGAUCAGAACUACCCCGCCGACAGAACUCUUUAAAGAGAAAGAAAGUAUUUGUUCUCUUUUAUCGCGCUGUACAUACUUGAUAUAUUAAUCUCUGGCACUAAGGCACAUUU
Molecule: messenger RNA, 1791 nt
Organism: Labrus bergylta (ballan wrasse)
Lineage: Eukaryota; Metazoa; Chordata; Actinopteri; Labriformes; Labridae
Gene: vsx2
Product: visual system homeobox 2
Biological process (GO): regulation of transcription by RNA polymerase II
Cellular component (GO): nucleus
Molecular function (GO): DNA-binding transcription factor activity, RNA polymerase II-specific; sequence-specific double-stranded DNA binding
Source: RefSeq, a predicted model, not a curated record